AUGGGGUCGGCGGACGCAUGGUUGGAGUCGCCAGUGGGACCAGGCGAUAUUGUGUCGCGCAGCCAUUGGAUGCCGAAUGGAGCCAUCAAGCAGUGCACCAACCCCGCUUGCAACCACGAGUUCAGCCGGAAAGAGCGAAAGCACCACUGCAGGUGCUGCGGGAACGUUUACUGUUUUGAUUGCACCCAGUGUACCCUGCCGCUCAACCCUAUCACCGCCAUGAUCGAGGAAGGAGGAGAGCCAUCGAAAGCCUGCGUUUUGUGCUUUGAGAGAGCGGUCGAAGAGGGUUACCCGUUGGAUCGCUUUCUUCACAACGGCUCCUCCAACUCGUUGAUUUCCGACGCCUAUGGCGAUGGCGAUGGCCACGGCGACGGCGACGGCGACGGCGACGGCGACGGCGACGGCGACGGCGACGGCGACGGCGAUGGCGAUGAGGAUGACGACGAAAACAGCUGUCGACAUCAUAGUGACGAUAACGAUGACAACGAUGAUAGCUAUACUCGUUAUAAUAAUAAUGACGAUUAUGACGGUGCGGUUUCCGACGCUGAUAACGCGGAAGCGGCGGAAAUCGCGUCGUAUAGACGUCAGGAGGCGAUGCCUGCUCGUGCGACUCGCAGCUUCUGCAAUUCCGAGGGCGCGGGCGUCAGCAGGGCACGAAACGACCACCUGGGCGACGGCGGCAGCGGUCGCAGCUGGAGUGGCGAAAACUUGCGAAACAACGGCGACCGGGACAUGCUCGAAAGCAGCAGAAACGGCGGUAGCAGAAUUUACGGAAGCAGCAGGGAGCAGCAAGCACGGGAUGGAAGCCCGAGCGACAACGCGGGGAAUCGUCCGGGAGCCAUGGUUUUUGACAAGUGCAGGAGCUUGGAUCACAGAGACAAGGCGGCCGCGCGAGCUUACACGCGGUUUUCGGGCAAAAGCGAGCGGGACAGCAGCGGCGGCAGAAGCAGCCAAGAUCUCUCUCCGCGCGGCGGCAUGGAUAGUGCUCUUAGUGCUCAUAGCGUUAGCGAGAAGCUGAGGAUGAAGGGAAGUGGUUCCAAAGUGUACAGAGAUACCAAUACUAUCGGGAGUGCUUUCAACGGGGACGGCAGGCUGGAGAGCAGCUACAGCAGCUCGGAUCCGUCGUCUCCUUUAAAUAUCACGUACAACAGAAGCAGAACCCUAGAUGCUAGCGAUAAAGCAACCGCCAGGCGACCCCCUCCUAGCAGCAGACCGAGUUUUGAGGCGAAUCAAAAGCUGGAGAGCAGCUACAGCAGCGUUGAUCCGUCGUCUCCUUUAAACAUCACGUACAACAGAAGCAGAACCCUAGAUGCUAGCGAUAAAGCAACCGCCGCCGCCAGGCGGCCUCCUUCCAGCAGCAGACCAAUUAGUCUAUUAGCUAGUAGUUUACUCGCGAAUAGUUCACAUAGUUCUUCUCUAAGUGCCAGUGGCGGUGGUGAUAGUGUUGCCAGGAGCUGGAAUGAGGCUGCAAGCGGGGGUAGGGGAUUCGGUGCCGAGUUUGGAAAGAGCAAAACGCUUGAUAGCAGCGACAAGGACGCUAUAAGGCGUAGCGCUGGUGGUGCUAACAGGGCCACCGGUGGUGUAGCAGUGCCGCCCACUGGCAAGGCGCGCAGGCGGGUGACGUCAGCCUAUCGGCACCUGUCCAUGGAUCUAACGGACAGAUAUGGCGACCUCUCGUCGCUGCUAGUAGAGCCGUCCGAUCCCAGCCAUCUGUCGCUGCUCUCCACUGCUGCUGCUGGUGGUGGUGGUGCUGCUGGUGCUUCUAGUGCCUCUAGUGCGCGUCUGAUAGAGUGGAGCACGAGUGACGUGUGCUCGUGGCUUAUCCACUCUGUUGGCUUCCCAGAUGGCAGUGGGCGAGAGUACGCACGGGACUUUGAUCAGCAUCAGGUGGACGGUCUCUCCCUGGUCGGCAUCACACACUCCCACCCGGCUCUUGCUCGCAUGCGAUUGGCCGAUUACACCCUCUUCGAAUCACAUCGUCGCCAGCUGGUAACUGCAGAAGCUGCUGCCCCUCUUGCUCCACCGCUCUCAACCGUUGACUUCUCCUCUGCAUCUAUCGCGUCUACCGCAGCUGCUUCUGUUGGCAGUGCGGUGCUGUGCGGUGGUGCGGCGAGCAGCAGGGUUGGACUGGGUGCAGUGCGAUGCGGCUCCGACCCCACCGCUCUCCUGCAUCACUUACCCAAGCAACACUCAAAAAGGACAAGUACCACCGGUGGGGCGGGGGACGGCCGGGCGGCGGCAGUGCAGUCUCCUGCCGCCCGGAUCACCAGGCAGGAGAGCGGGGUGGUCGGGGCUGUGGGCGGGUGGCUCUGUCACCUGGACGACCUGCUGAAGGAGUCCCUGCUCGUGGAGUAUCUGCCAACCAGAACGAAAUGGGCGUCCACCCCAAACGACCCACCUGCUCUCACCGACAACAGCACCAGUAUCAUCACCACGGAGGAGGACGAGUGGGUGCCGCGCUUCGUGACGCUCACACCCACCGAUAUGGCAUGCUACCUGCACGCCACCGACCUGCACCCGCAGAUCACCCUCCCUGUCGCUUCCAUCGCCUCUGCCGGCACCCUCCACAUGGCCCCUGCUCCUCCGGCUGUAGCACCGAAUGUGACACCAGCUGUAGCAGUGAAGACAGCAUCUGGUGUAACAACGGCUGUAGCGCCGGCUGUAGCAGCGCCGUUAUCCGCAUCAUCGGAGGAGUGGUUGGCGUUUCACGUCACGACCAGCUACGGGCUCAAGCUGGAGUGUGCCACUCGCAGCUGUGCCAAGCUGCAGCUAUGGCUGGCAACAGUGCACGAGGCUAUUGCUAAUGCUGGCAUCAACUCUACGACUUUGCCAACUCGUCUUCGCGAAAACGUCACAGACAAACAAGUCCACGCGGCCAGUUUCGCUUCGCAUCCAGUCGAUUCAGUUGUAACUGUCGUCGCAGUGGGUGCAGCGCCUGCAGCGUCAUCGAUCCCAACUACCCCCACAGCGUCACCCCUAGCAGCCUUCCUCCCCACCGCCGGACGGUUGCCUGUCACCUCGUCCGCUCAUGCCACUCCGUCGGUGAAGGGGAAGGUGUUUGUGCGCUAUGUGGCCAGGCUCACUCCCCCUCGUAGCAACGGAAAAGUGGUUGGUGACCGAGGAGCAACCGGAAAAGUAAUUAUGAAGGGAGUAAAGGCCUCUGCAAGUGCCAGCUACCUCGUGCUCAAGAUGCGUAUAAAAAACAUCCGGUCUGGAGGGGCUGCGCCCUACACGAGCGCUGUUACAAAUUGCCUUGCUGGCCAGUUUGUGGAAGGAUAUGAAGGGAGGUGUGAUGGAAAGGCAGGGAGGUGUGAUGGAAAGGCAGGGAGGUGUGAUGGAAAGGCAGGGAGGUGUGAUGGAAAGGCAGGGAGGUGUGAUGGAAAGGCAGGGAGGUGUGAUGGAAAGGCAGGGAGGUGUGAUGGAAAGGCAGGGAGGUGUGAUGGAAAGGCAGGGAGGUGUGAUGGAAAGGCAGGGAGGUGUGAUGGAAAGGCAGGGAGGUGUGAUGGAAAGGCAGGGAGGUGUGAUGGAAAGGCAGGGAGGUGUGAUGGAAAGGCAGGGAGGUGUGAUGGAAAGGCAGGGAGGUGUGAUGGAAAGGCAGGGAGGUGUGAUGGAAAGGCAGGGAGGUGUGAUGGAAAGGCAGGGAGGUGUGAUGGAAAGGCAGGGAGGUGUGAUGGAAAGGCAGGGAGGUGUGAUGGAAAGGCAGGGAGGUGUGAUGGAAAGGCAGGGAGGUGUGAUGGAAAGGCAGGGAGGUGUGAUGGAAAGGCAGGGAGGUGUGAUGGAAAGGCAGGGAGGUGUGAUGGAAAGGCAGGGAGGUGUGAUGGAAAGGCAGGGAGGUGUGAUGGAAAGGCAGGGAGGUGUGAUGGAAAGGCAGGGAGGUGUGAUGGAAAGGCAGGGAGGUGUGAUGGAAAGGCAGGGAGGUGUGAUGGAAAGGCAGGGAGGUGUGAUGGAAAGGCAGGGAGGUGUGAUGGAAAGGCAGGGAGGUGUGAUGGAAAGGCAGGGAGGUGUGAUGGAAAGGCAGGGAGGUGUGAUGGAAAGGCAGGGAGGUGUGAUGGAAAGGCAGGGAGGUGUGAUGGAAAGGCAGGGAGGUGUGAUGGAAAGGCAGGGAGGUGUGAUGGAAAGGCAGGGAGGUGUGAUGGAAAGGCAGGGAGGUGUGAUGGAAAGGCAGGGAGGUGUGAUGGAAAGGCAGGGAGGUGUGAUGGAAAGGCAGGGAGGUGUGAUGGAAAGGCAGGGAGGUGUGAUGGAAAGGCAGGGAGGUGUGAUGGAAAGGCAGGGAGGUGUGAUGGAAAGGCAGGGAGGUGUGAUGGAAAGGCAGGGAGGUGUGAUGGAAAGGCAGGGAGGUGUGAUGGAAAGGCAGGGAGGUGUGAUGGAAAGGCAGGGAGGUGUGAUGGAAAGGCAGGGAGGUGUGAUGGAAAGGCAGGGAGGUGUGAUGGAAAGGCAGGGAGGUGUGAUGGAAAGGCAGGGAGGUGUGAUGGAAAGGCAGGGAGGUGUGAUGGAAAGGCAGGGAGGUGUGAUGGAAAGGCAGGGAGGUGUGAUGGAAAGGCAGGGAGGUGUGAUGGAAAGGCAGGGAGGUGUGAUGGAAAGGCAGGGAGGUGUGAUGGAAAGGCAGGGAGGUGUGAUGGAAAGGCAGGGAGGUGUGAUGGAAAGGCAGGGAGGUGUGAUGGAAAGGCAGGGAGGUGUGAUGGAAAGGCAGGGAGGUGUGAUGGAAAGGCAGGGAGGUGUGAUGGAAAGGCAGGGAGGUGUGAUGGAAAGGCAGGGAGGUGUGAUGGAAAGGCAGGGAGGUGUGAUGGAAAGGCAGGGAGGUGUGAUGGAAAGGCAGGGAGGUGUGAUGGAAAGGCAGGGAGGUGUGAUGGAAAGGCAGGGAGGUGUGAUGGAAAGGCAGGGAGGUGUGAUGGAAAGGCAGGGAGGUGUGAUGGAAAGGCAGGGAGGUGUGAUGGAAAGGCAGGGAGGUGUGAUGGAAAGGCAGGGAGGUGUGAUGGAAAGGCAGGGAGGUGUGAUGGAAAGGCAGGGAGGUGUGAUGGAAAGGCAGGGAGGUGUGAUGGAAAGGCAGGGAGGUGUGAUGGAAAGGCAGGGAGGUGUGAUGGAAAGGCAGGGAGGUGUGAUGGAAAGGCAGGGAGGUGUGAUGGAAAGGCAGGGAGGUGUGAUGGAAAGGCAGGGAGGUGUGAUGGAAAGGCAGGGAGGUGUGAUGGAAAGGCAGGGAGGUGUGAUGGAAAGGCAGGGAGGUGUGAUGGAAAGGCAGGGAGGUGUGAUGGAAAGGCAGGGAGGUGUGAUGGAAAGGCAGGGAGGUGUGAUGGAAAGGCAGGGAGGUGUGAUGGAAAGGCAGGGAGGUGUGAUGGAAAGGCAGGGAGGUGUGAUGGAAAGGCAGGGAGGUGUGAUGGAAAGGCAGGGAGGUGUGAUGGAAAGGCAGGGAGGUGUGAUGGAAAGGCAGGGAGGUGUGAUGGAAAGGCAGGGAGGUGUGAUGGAAAGGCAGGGAGGUGUGAUGGAAAGGCAGGGAGGUGUGAUGGAAAGGCAGGGAGGUGUGAUGGAAAGGCAGGGAGGUGUGAUGGAAAGGCAGGGAGGUGUGAUGGAAAGGCAGGGAGGUGUGAUGGAAAGGCAGGGAGGUGUGAUGGAAAGGCAGGGAGGUGUGAUGGAAAGGCAGGGAGGUGUGAUGGAAAGGCAGGGAGGUGUGAUGGAAAGGCAGGGAGGUGUGAUGGAAAGGCAGGGAGGUGUGAUGGAAAGGCAGGGAGGUGUGAUGGAAAGGCAGGGAGGUGUGAUGGAAAGGCAGGGAGGUGUGAUGGAAAGGCAGGGAGGUGUGAUGGAAAGGCAGGGAGGUGUGAUGGAAAGGCAGGGAGGUGUGAUGGAAAGGCAGGGAGGUGUGAUGGAAAGGCAGGGAGGUGUGAUGGAAAGGCAGGGAGGUGUGAUGGAAAGGCAGGGAGGUGUGAUGGAAAGGCAGGGAGGUGUGAUGGAAAGGCAGGGAGGUGUGAUGGAAAGGCAGGGAGGUGUGAUGGAAAGGCAGGGAGGUGUGAUGGAAAGGCAGGGAGGUGUGAUGGAAAGGCAGGGAGGUGUGAUGGAAAGGCAGGGAGGUGUGAUGGAAAGGCAGGGAGGUGUGAUGGAAAGGCAGGGAGGUGUGAUGGAAAGGCAGGGAGGUGUGAUGGAAAGGCAGGGAGGUGUGAUGGAAAGGCAGGGAGGUGUGAUGGAAAGGCAGGGAGGUGUGAUGGAAAGGCAGGGAGGUGUGAUGGAAAGGCAGGGAGGUGUGAUGGAAAGGCAGGGAGGUGUGAUGGAAAGGCAGGGAGGUGUGAUGGAAAGGCAGGGAGGUGUGAUGGAAAGGCAGGGAGGUGUGAUGGAAAGGCAGGGAGGUGUGAUGGAAAGGCAGGGAGGUGUGAUGGAAAGGCAGGGAGGUGUGAUGGAAAGGCAGGGAGGUGUGAUGGAAAGGCAGGGAGGUGUGAUGGAAAGGCAGGGAGGUGUGAUGGAAAGGCAGGGAGGUGUGAUGGAAAGGCAGGGAGGUGUGAUGGAAAGGCAGGGAGGUGUGAUGGAAAGGCAGGGAGGUGUGAUGGAAAGGCAGGGAGGUGUGAUGGAAAGGCAGGGAGGUGUGAUGGAAAGGCAGGGAGGUGUGAUGGAAAGGCAGGGAGGUGUGAUGGAAAGGCAGGGAGGUGUGAUGGAAAGGCAGGGAGGUGUGAUGGAAAGGCAGGGAGGUGUGAUGGAAAGGCAGGGAGGUGUGAUGGAAAGGCAGGGAGGUGUGAUGGAAAGGCAGGGAGGUGUGAUGGAAAGGCAGGGAGGUGUGAUGGAAAGGCAGGGAGGUGUGAUGGAAAGGCAGGGAGGUGUGAUGGAAAGGCAGGGAGGUGUGAUGGAAAGGCAGGGAGGUGUGAUGGAAAGGCAGGGAGGUGUGAUGGAAAGGCAGGGAGGUGUGAUGGAAAGGCAGGGAGGUGUGAUGGAAAGGCAGGGAGGUGUGAUGGAAAGGCAGGGAGGUGUGAUGGAAAGGCAGGGAGGUGUGAUGGAAAGGCAGGGAGGUGUGAUGGAAAGGCAGGGAGGUGUGAUGGAAAGGCAGGGAGGUGUGAUGGAAAGGCAGGGAGGUGUGAUGGAAAGGCAGGGAGGUGUGAUGGAAAGGCAGGGAGGUGUGAUGGAAAGGCAGGGAGGUGUGAUGGAAAGGCAGGGAGGUGUGAUGGAAAGGCAGGGAGGUGUGAUGGAAAGGCAGGGAGGUGUGAUGGAAAGGCAGGGAGGUGUGAUGGAAAGGCAGGGAGGUGUGAUGGAAAGGCAGGGAGGUGUGAUGGAAAGGCAGGGAGGUGUGAUGGAAAGGCAGGGAGGUGUGAUGGAAAGGCAGGGAGGUGUGAUGGAAAGGCAGGGAGGUGUGAUGGAAAGGCAGGGAGGUGUGAUGGAAAGGCAGGGAGGUGUGAUGGAAAGGCAGGGAGGUGUGAUGGAAAGGCAGGGAGGUGUGAUGGAAAGGCAGGGAGGUGUGAUGGAAAGGCAGGGAGGUGUGAUGGAAAGGCAGGGAGGUGUGAUGGAAAGGCAGGGAGGUGUGAUGGAAAGGCAGGGAGGUGUGAUGGAAAGGCAGGGAGGUGUGAUGGAAAGGCAGGGAGGUGUGAUGGAAAGGCAGGGAGGUGUGAUGGAAAGGCAGGGAGGUGUGAUGGAAAGGCAGGGAGGUGUGAUGGAAAGGCAGGGAGGUGUGAUGGAAAGGCAGGGAGGUGUGAUGGAAAGGCAGGGAGGUGUGAUGGAAAGGCAGGGAGGUGUGAUGGAAAGGCAGGGAGGUGUGAUGGAAAGGCAGGGAGGUGUGAUGGAAAGGCAGGGAGGUGUGAUGGAAAGGCAGGGAGGUGUGAUGGAAAGGCAGGGAGGUGUGAUGGAAAGGCAGGGAGGUGUGAUGGAAAGGCAGGGAGGUGUGAUGGAAAGGCAGGGAGGUGUGAUGGAAAGGCAGGGAGGUGUGAUGGAAAGGCAGGGAGGUGUGAUGGAAAGGCAGGGAGGUGUGAUGGAAAGGCAGGGAGGUGUGAUGGAAAGGCAGGGAGGUGUGAUGGAAAGGCAGGGAGGUGUGAUGGAAAGGCAGGGAGGUGUGAUGGAAAGGCAGGGAGGUGUGAUGGAAAGGCAGGGAGGUGUGAUGGAAAGGCAGGGAGGUGUGAUGGAAAGGCAGGGAGGUGUGAUGGAAAGGCAGGGAGGUGUGAUGGAAAGGCAGGGAGGUGUGAUGGAAAGGCAGGGAGGUGUGAUGGAAAGGCAGGGAGGUGUGAUGGAAAGGCAGGGAGGUGUGAUGGAAAGGCAGGGAGGUGUGAUGGAAAGGCAGGGAGGUGUGAUGGAAAGGCAGGGAGGUGUGAUGGAAAGGCAGGGAGGUGUGAUGGAAAGGCAGGGAGGUGUGAUGGAAAGGCAGGGAGGUGUGAUGGAAAGGCAGGGAGGUGUGAUGGAAAGGCAGGGAGGUGUGAUGGAAAGGCAGGGAGGUGUGAUGGAAAGGCAGGGAGGUGUGAUGGAAAGGCAGGGAGGUGUGAUGGAAAGGCAGGGAGGUGUGAUGGAAAGGCAGGGAGGUGUGAUGGAAAGGCAGGGAGGUGUGAUGGAAAGGCAGGGAGGUGUGAUGGAAAGGCAGGGAGGUGUGAUGGAAAGGCAGGGAGGUGUGAUGGAAAGGCAGGGAGGUGUGAUGGAAAGGCAGGGAGGUGUGAUGGAAAGGCAGGGAGGUGUGAUGGAAAGGCAGGGAGGUGUGAUGGAAAGGCAGGGAGGUGUGAUGGAAAGGCAGGGAGGUGUGAUGGAAAGGCAGGGAGGUGUGAUGGAAAGGCAGGGAGGUGUGAUGGAAAGGCAGGGAGGUGUGAUGGAAAGGCAGGGAGGUGUGAUGGAAAGGCAGGGAGGUGUGAUGGAAAGGCAGGGAGGUGUGAUGGAAAGGCAGGGAGGUGUGAUGGAAAGGCAGGGAGGUGUGAUGGAAAGGCAGGGAGGUGUGAUGGAAAGGCAGGGAGGUGUGAUGGAAAGGCAGGGAGGUGUGAUGGAAAGGCAGGGAGGUGUGAUGGAAAGGCAGGGAGGUGUGAUGGAAAGGCAGGGAGGUGUGAUGGAAAGGCAGGGAGGUGUGAUGGAAAGGCAGGGAGGUGUGAUGGAAAGGCAGGGAGGUGUGAUGGAAAGGCAGGGAGGUGUGAUGGAAAGGCAGGGAGGUGUGAUGGAAAGGCAGGGAGGUGUGAUGGAAAGGCAGGGAGGUGUGAUGGAAAGGCAGGGAGGUGUGAUGGAAAGGCAGGGAGGUGUGAUGGAAAGGCAGGGAGGUGUGAUGGAAAGGCAGGGAGGUGUGAUGGAAAGGCAGGGAGGUGUGAUGGAAAGGCAGGGAGGUGUGAUGGAAAGGCAGGGAGGUGUGAUGGAAAGGCAGGGAGGUGUGAUGGAAAGGCAGGGAGGUGUGAUGGAAAGGCAGGGAGGUGUGAUGGAAAGGCAGGGAGGUGUGAUGGAAAGGCAGGGAGGUGUGAUGGAAAGGCAGGGAGGUGUGAUGGAAAGGCAGGGAGGUGUGAUGGAAAGGCAGGGAGGUGUGAUGGAAAGGCAGGGAGGUGUGAUGGAAAGGCAGGGAGGUGUGAUGGAAAGGCAGGGAGGUGUGAUGGAAAGGCAGGGAGGUGUGAUGGAAAGGCAGGGAGGUGUGAUGGAAAGGCAGGGAGGUGUGAUGGAAAGGCAGGGAGGUGUGAUGGAAAGGCAGGGAGGUGUGAUGGAAAGGCAGGGAGGUGUGAUGGAAAGGCAGGGAGGUGUGAUGGAAAGGCAGGGAGGUGUGAUGGAAAGGCAGGGAGGUGUGAUGGAAAGGCAGGGAGGUGUGAUGGAAAGGCAGGGAGGUGUGAUGGAAAGGCAGGGAGGUGUGAUGGAAAGGCAGGGAGGUGUGAUGGAAAGGCAGGGAGGUGUGAUGGAAAGGCAGGGAGGUGUGAUGGAAAGGCAGGGAGGUGUGAUGGAAAGGCAGGGAGGUGUGAUGGAAAGGCAGGGAGGUGUGAUGGAAAGGCAGGGAGGUGUGAUGGAAAGGCAGGGAGGUGUGAUGGAAAGGCAGGGAGGUGUGAUGGAAAGGCAGGGAGGUGUGAUGGAAAGGCAGGGAGGUGUGAUGGAAAGGCAGGGAGGUGUGAUGGAAAGGCAGGGAGGUGUGAUGGAAAGGCAGGGAGGUGUGAUGGAAAGGCAGGGAGGUGUGAUGGAAAGGCAGGGAGGUGUGAUGGAAAGGCAGGGAGGUGUGAUGGAAAGGCAGGGAGGUGUGAUGGAAAGGCAGGGAGGUGUGAUGGAAAGGCAGGGAGGUGUGAUGGAAAGGCAGGGAGGUGUGAUGGAAAGGCAGGGAGGUGUGAUGGAAAGGCAGGGAGGUGUGAUGGAAAGGCAGGGAGGUGUGAUGGAAAGGCAGGGAGGUGUGAUGGAAAGGCAGGGAGGUGUGAUGGAAAGGCAGGGAGGUGUGAUGGAAAGGCAGGGAGGUGUGAUGGAAAGGCAGGGAGGUGUGAUGGAAAGGCAGGGAGGUGUGAUGGAAAGGCAGGGAGGUGUGAUGGAAAGGCAGGGAGGUGUGAUGGAAAGGCAGGGAGGUGUGAUGGAAAGGCAGGGAGGUGUGAUGGAAAGGCAGGGAGGUGUGAUGGAAAGGCAGGGAGGUGUGAUGGAAAGGCAGGGAGGUGUGAUGGAAAGGCAGGGAGGUGUGAUGGAAAGGCAGGGAGGUGUGAUGGAAAGGCAGGGAGGUGUGAUGGAAAGGCAGGGAGGUGUGAUGGAAAGGCAGGGAGGUGUGAUGGAAAGGCAGGGAGGUGUGAUGGAAAGGCAGGGAGGUGUGAUGGAAAGGCAGGGAGGUGUGAUGGAAAGGCAGGGAGGUGUGAUGGAAAGGCAGGGAGGUGUGAUGGAAAGGCAGGGAGGUGUGAUGGAAAGGCAGGGAGGUGUGAUGGAAAGGCAGGGAGGUGUGAUGGAAAGGCAGGGAGGUGUGAUGGAAAGGCAGGGAGGUGUGAUGGAAAGGCAGGGAGGUGUGAUGGAAAGGCAGGGAGGUGUGAUGGAAAGGCAGGGAGGUGUGAUGGAAAGGCAGGGAGGUGUGAUGGAAAGGCAGGGAGGUGUGAUGGAAAGGCAGGGAGGUGUGAUGGAAAGGCAGGGAGGUGUGAUGGAAAGGCAGGGAGGUGUGAUGGAAAGGCAGGGAGGUGUGAUGGAAAGGCAGGGAGGUGUGAUGGAAAGGCAGGGAGGUGUGAUGGAAAGGCAGGGAGGUGUGAUGGAAAGGCAGGGAGGUGUGAUGGAAAGGCAGGGAGGUGUGAUGGAAAGGCAGGGAGGUGUGAUGGAAAGGCAGGGAGGUGUGAUGGAAAGGCAGGGAGGUGUGAUGGAAAGGCAGGGAGGUGUGAUGGAAAGGCAGGGAGGUGUGAUGGAAAGGCAGGGAGGUGUGAUGGAAAGGCAGGGAGGUGUGAUGGAAAGGCAGGGAGGUGUGAUGGAAAGGCAGGGAGGUGUGAUGGAAAGGCAGGGAGGUGUGAUGGAAAGGCAGGGAGGUGUGAUGGAAAGGCAGGGAGGUGUGAUGGAAAGGCAGGGAGGUGUGAUGGAAAGGCAGGGAGGUGUGAUGGAAAGGCAGGGAGGUGUGAUGGAAAGGCAGGGAGGUGUGAUGGAAAGGCAGGGAGGUGUGAUGGAAAGGCAGGGAGGUGUGAUGGAAAGGCAGGGAGGUGUGAUGGAAAGGCAGGGAGGUGUGAUGGAAAGGCAGGGAGGUGUGAUGGAAAGGCAGGGAGGUGUGAUGGAAAGGCAGGGAGGUGUGAUGGAAAGGCAGGGAGGUGUGAUGGAAAGGCAGGGAGGUGUGAUGGAAAGGCAGGGAGGUGUGAUGGAAAGGCAGGGAGGUGUGAUGGAAAGGCAGGGAGGUGUGAUGGAAAGGCAGGGAGGUGUGAUGGAAAGGCAGGGAGGUGUGAUGGAAAGGCAGGGAGGUGUGAUGGAAAGGCAGGGAGGUGUGAUGGAAAGGCAGGGAGGUGUGAUGGAAAGGCAGGGAGGUGUGAUGGAAAGGCAGGGAGGUGUGAUGGAAAGGCAGGGAGGUGUGAUGGAAAGGCAGGGAGGUGUGAUGGAAAGGCAGGGAGGUGUGAUGGAAAGGCAGGGAGGUGUGAUGGAAAGGCAGGGAGGUGUGAUGGAAAGGCAGGGAGGUGUGAUGGAAAGGCAGGGAGGUGUGAUGGAAAGGCAGGGAGGUGUGAUGGAAAGGCAGGGAGGUGUGAUGGAAAGGCAGGGAGGUGUGAUGGAAAGGCAGGGAGGUGUGAUGGAAAGGCAGGGAGGUGGAGGUGUGAUGGAAAGGCAGGGAGGUGUGAUGGAAAGGCAGGGAGGUGUGAUGGAAAGGCAGGGAGGUGUGAUGGAAAGGCAGGGAGGUGUGAUGGAAAGGCAGGGAGGUGUGAUGGAAAGGCAGGGAGGUGUGAUGGAAAGGCAGGGAGGUGUGAUGGAAAGGCAGGGAGGUGUGAUGGAAAGGCAGGGAGGUGUGAUGGAAAGGCAGGGAGGUGUGAUGGAAAGGCAGGGAGGUGUGAUGGAAAGGCAGGGAGGUGUGAUGGAAAGGCAGGGAGGUGUGAUGGAAAGGCAGGGAGGUGUGAUGGAAAGGCAGGGAGGUGUGAUGGAAAGGCAGGGAGGUGUGAUGGAAAGGCAGGGAGGUGUGAUGGAAAGGCAGGGAGGUGUGAUGGAAAGGCAGGGAGGUGUGAUGGAAAGGCAGGGAGGUGUGAUGGAAAGGCAGGGAGGUGUGAUGGAAAGGCAGGGAGGUGUGAUGGAAAGGCAGGGAGGUGUGAUGGAAAGGCAGGGAGGUGUGAUGGAAAGGCAGGGAGGUGUGAUGGAAAGGCAGGGAGGUGUGAUGGAAAGGCAGGGAGGUGUGAUGGAAAGGCAGGGAGGUGUGAUGGAAAGGCAGGGAGGUGUGAUGGAAAGGCAGGGAGGUGUGAUGGAAAGGCAGGGAGGUGUGAUGGAAAGGCAGGGAGGUGUGAUGGAAAGGCAGGGAGGUGUGAUGGAAAGGCAGGGAGGUGUGAUGGAAAGGCAGGGAGGUGUGAUGGAAAGGCAGGGAGGUGUGAUGGAAAGGCAGGGAGGUGUGAUGGAAAGGCAGGGAGGUGUGAUGGAAAGGCAGGGAGGUGUGAUGGAAAGGCAGGGAGGUGUGAUGGAAAGGCAGGGAGGUGUGAUGGAAAGGCAGGGAGGUGUGAUGGAAAGGCAGGGAGGUGUGAUGGAAAGGCAGGGAGGUGUGAUGGAAAGGCAGGGAGGUGUGAUGGAAAGGCAGGGAGGUGUGAUGGAAAGGCAGGGAGGUGUGAUGGAAAGGCAGGGAGGUGUGAUGGAAAGGCAGGGAGGUGUGAUGGAAAGGCAGGGAGGUGUGAUGGAAAGGCAGGGAGGUGUGAUGGAAAGGCAGGGAGGUGUGAUGGAAAGGCAGGGAGGUGUGAUGGAAAGGCAGGGAGGUGUGAUGGAAAGGCAGGGAGGUGUGAUGGAAAGGCAGGGAGGUGUGAUGGAAAGGCAGGGAGGUGUGAUGGAAAGGCAGGGAGGUGUGAUGGAAAGGCAGGGAGGUGUGAUGGAAAGGCAGGGAGGUGUGAUGGAAAGGCAGGGAGGUGUGAUGGAAAGGCAGGGAGGUGUGAUGGAAAGGCAGGGAGGUGUGAUGGAAAGGCAGGGAGGUGUGAUGGAAAGGCAGGGAGGUGUGAUGGAAAGGCAGGGAGGUGUGAUGGAAAGGCAGGGAGGUGUGAUGGAAAGGCAGGGAGGUGUGAUGGAAAGGCAGGGAGGUGUGAUGGAAAGGCAGGGAGGUGUGAUGGAAAGGCAGGGAGGUGUGAUGGAAAGGCAGGGAGGUGUGAUGGAAAGGCAGGGAGGUGUGAUGGAAAGGCAGGGAGGUGUGAUGGAAAGGCAGGGAGGUGUGAUGGAAAGGCAGGGAGGUGUGAUGGAAAGGCAGGGAGGUGUGAUGGAAAGGCAGGGAGGUGUGAUGGAAAGGCAGGGAGGUGUGAUGGAAAGGCAGGGAGGUGUGAUGGAAAGGCAGGGAGGUGUGAUGGAAAGGCAGGGAGGUGUGAUGGAAAGGCAGGGAGGUGUGAUGGAAAGGCAGGGAGGUGUGAUGGAAAGGCAGGGAGGUGUGAUGGAAAGGCAGGGAGGUGUGAUGGAAAGGCAGGGAGGUGUGAUGGAAAGGCAGGGAGGUGUGAUGGAAAGGCAGGGAGGUGUGAUGGAAAGGCAGGGAGGUGUGAUGGAAAGGCAGGGAGGUGUGAUGGAAAGGCAGGGAGGUGUGAUGGAAAGGCAGGGAGGUGUGAUGGAAAGGCAGGGAGGUGUGAUGGAAAGGCAGGGAGGUGUGAUGGAAAGGCAGGGAGGUGUGAUGGAAAGGCAGGGAGGUGUGAUGGAAAGGCAGGGAGGUGUGAUGGAAAGGCAGGGAGGUGUGAUGGAAAGGCAGGGAGGUGUGAUGGAAAGGCAGGGAGGUGUGAUGGAAAGGCAGGGAGGGAUGGCGGUGAGAAUUGCAGGGGAGUAGGCGUGGCGGGAAGGGGAGAUGGCGUGGCGGGAAGGGGGGAUGACGUGGCGAGAAGGGGGGAUGGAGUGGCGGGAAGGGGAGAUGACGUGGCGGGAAGGGGAGUUUUCGUGGCGGGAAGGGGAGAUGGCGUGGCGAGAAGGGGGGAUGACGUGGCGAGAAGGGGGGAUGGAGUGGCGGGAAGGGGAGAUGACGUGGCGGGAAGAGGAGUUUUCGUGGCGGGAAGGGGAGAUGGCGUGGCGGUGGUCGCGAUGGGGCCGCGUGAGGAGACGUAG
Messenger RNA from Closterium sp. Yama58-4, 14577 nucleotides. The record is from the annotation of a GenBank genome assembly. NCBI's taxonomy places the organism in Eukaryota, Viridiplantae, Streptophyta, Zygnematophyceae, Desmidiales, Closteriaceae.